AUGUAUACAACACUAAUCGAGAAACGCCAAGUUCAACACAAUGACCGAGAUCUUUCGUCAUAUACUAACCCUAAUACGACUGCUGCAGAGUGGAUCAUGUGUGAUAAUUUAAUAGAGAAUAUGAGCUACAACUGCGAAAAAAGACCUUAUAUGACGAUAGUUUUGAUUGUCACUAUACUCAUUUUUAUUAUUUUAAGAAAAUCAUCUUAUCUUCAUAAUUGGAGCUCAUCAACACAUCAAAGUCGACUUAAACAACAAGAAGAAGAAGAGGAAGAAGAACAAGUUGGAUUAAUGCAACGAGUAGUAAGUCUUGUUUGA
This is a messenger RNA of Gilbertella persicaria, 318 nucleotides long. RefSeq lists its product as uncharacterized. The record is from RefSeq and is a predicted model, not a curated record. The coding region runs from base 1 to 318 and encodes 105 amino acids. The transcript is spliced from 3 exons. NCBI's taxonomy places the organism in Eukaryota, Fungi, Mucoromycota, Mucoromycetes, Mucorales, Choanephoraceae.